CGGUCGCUUUUGUCGGCUCCAUGUCCGCCCGCUUAUAAGUGAGGAACACGACCGGGACUUCAGUCAGACAUCCACCCGGGCGGAGGACACGCAGGUGCGCGGCGCUCAAACCGAACCAGCAGCGAUGCCUCACACCUUGUCCCCACUGUGCGUCCUGGGACUCCUCGCCCUUUCCUCCGCCUGUUACAUCCAGAACUGCCCCCGAGGCGGGAAACGAGCGCUCCCGGAGACUGGGAUCAGGCAGUGCAUGUCUUGUGGCCCUGAAAACAGGGGCCGCUGCUUCGGCCCCAGUAUCUGCUGCGGGGAGGGCCUCGGCUGCCUGCUGGGCUCCCCAGAGGCAGCCCACUGUGUGGAGGAGAACUACCUGCUCACCCCCUGCCAGGCAGGAGGGAGGCCCUGUGGAUCUGAGGGAGGACGCUGCGCUGCUUCAGGACUCUGCUGUAAUUCCGAGAGAUGUGCGGUGGACUCUGACUGCCUGGGGGAGGCCGAGGCCUCAGAUUCUGCCCAGGGUUCUGCAGGGAGCUCACCUGCAGAGCUGCUGCUCCGCCUGCUGCAUGUGGCCACCAGACGGCAGACUGAGUACUGACACUGCAUCCAUGGGGGUACCUCUGCUCCUCGAGGGGCUUGGAGGUGCAACAGAAAUGAAGAUCAUCUCUGUUCUAGUAUAAGCCUUAGAAUUCAAACCUUGAACCAAUAAAAUACCGAGUUAAACUUUGCUCUCUCUCCACCCCUUCUGCUCUGCUAACUCUGUAUCUGUAAAGAAAGUUUAUGGUCGCAGGCAGAGAACUAUCUUCAACUUGUUUACUGAUUGGCUAGUUCUAUCCAGAUCAUCGGCUAGAGGAAUCAUAGUAAUGGGUAUGACGACAGUUGAUUUCAAUGUAUAUACUAAUGCAAAUACUGUAAACAAAGUUUAAUCUUUAUGAGGGGAUAUUAUGCACCUCAGAGCUCCAGUUAGAACGAGUGAGUUAUAGCAGAAAACACUGUAAAUACUAUU
Molecule: messenger RNA, 994 nt
Organism: Xiphias gladius (swordfish)
Lineage: Eukaryota; Metazoa; Chordata; Actinopteri; Istiophoriformes; Xiphiidae
Gene: avp
Product: arginine vasopressin
Exons: 3
Coding region: 125-586 (153 amino acids)
Cellular component (GO): extracellular region; secretory granule
Molecular function (GO): neurohypophyseal hormone activity
Source: RefSeq, a predicted model, not a curated record